Messenger RNA from Pogonomyrmex barbatus (red harvester ant), 3250 nucleotides. RefSeq names its product chloride channel protein 3 (gene ClC-c). Gene Ontology annotation, biological process: transmembrane transport; chloride transport. The record is from RefSeq and is a predicted model, not a curated record. Gene Ontology annotation, molecular function: voltage-gated chloride channel activity. Gene Ontology annotation, cellular component: plasma membrane; early endosome; synaptic vesicle. NCBI's taxonomy places the organism in Eukaryota, Metazoa, Arthropoda, Insecta, Hymenoptera, Formicidae.
ACUGAUAUUUUUUAUAGUAAACUUAUUACAUAAACUUUAUUAUGUAGACAAUGUAUGAUACACUUGUAUAAUCUAUAAUGGAUGAAGUAUCUGCAAUUCUGCUGUAUCAUAAAUAUGUUAUUCUAAUUAUAUCAUGUAGCAUCCACUUGGAGAAUUAAAGAAGGAUUAUAGCAGAGCCAAUGGAAUUGUAUAUUAAUGUGCCUGCAAAUAGAAUAUUUAGUAUCUUGCAUGGCACUAGAACUCUCAAUUUCUCUUGCGUAUAGUCUUUAUAACGAAUCUUUGUAUUUACCUUUCGAAAUAAUAUUUUAUAUUGUGCAAAAUUAGAUUAUCAUGAUGCCAUGGAGAAGUUUCCACUGAAAGGUACAGCAUCCUUGAAUUCAGCAAUCCUUCAUUCGAAUGCAAAUGCAGUUACAACAUAUCAUUCAGUUGAUGCAAAGAAUAUAAAGUAUGGUGAUAUUACUAAUACAGAAGAUGUACGACUACGAACUGGAACUAUAAGACGCGAAACAAAUUUAAGUAGCGACGACGACAUGCUGGAUAUCAAUUAUCACACAUCUCAUUCAGAUAAUAACGUGUUAUCGGAUUGCGUCCGCAUCGAUGAUGCAUCUUCCCAUACAAGCAUUAUAAAGAAGUAUAGAAGAAAUUUUACAAAGCUAGGAAUAAAUCCAUUUGCGUAACUUUGUUAUGGAGUUUAAUAGUAUUGCACCUAUUAUUGGUUUAAUCUAUACUCUAAUAUGAACUAUCAUCAUAUUAUCUCUUCCUGCUGAAGAAAUUUGAGGGACAUCUGUUGAUCUAUCUGUUGAUCUGUUCAUCUUAUCCAUUGAUCUACUCAUCUGAUCUGAAGUUUAACCUGAGUGAUAUCAGUUAAACAAUUGAACCAAUUUUCUUUGCACUCGCGGCAUGUCAUAGUGACAAAAUGUUUUCAGUUGACUCUGAUGACAUCCCUGGGAUCGGACAAUAUGACGAUUUUCAUACCAUCGAUUGGCAACGAGAUAUCGCGCGAGAUCGGAUGCGACAUCGUUAUAUUGUGAAGAAAAAGCAUGAUUCUAUCUGGGGUUUGAUAAAAGGAGCUCAUGAUGCAUGGUCUGGAUGGCUGUGCGUUUUGCUAGUCGGGCUUUUUACGGGAGUGGCGGCUGGUGUUAUAGAUAUUGGCGCUUCCUGGAUGACGGAUCUCAAAUUUGGUAUCUGUCCACAAGCUUUUUGGCUAAAUAAAGAACAAUGUUGCUGGAGUUAUAAUGAGACUACAUUCGAUGGUGGAAACUGUUCGCAGUGGUGGACAUGGCCCGAAGUAUUUAAUCAGUCAAAAGAGGGUGCAGGGCCUUAUACAAUUUCAUAUUUAUUUUAUACAGCAUGGGCGCUCCUGUUUGCAGCACUUUCUGCGUCUUUAGUGCGAAUGUUUGCUCCCUAUGCUUGUGGCUCUGGAAUACCUGAAAUAAAAACAAUUUUGAGUGGCUUUAUUAUUCGUGGAUAUUUAGGUAAAUGGACACUGAUUAUUAAAUCAGUAGGUCUGAUUCUUUCUGUAUCGGCGGGUUUAAGCUUAGGAAAAGAAGGUCCCAUGGUACACAUUGCAUGCUGUAUAGGAAAUAUAUUUUCUUAUCUAUUUCCAAAGUAUGGUAGGAAUGAAGCGAAGAAAAGAGAAAUUUUGUCUGCCGCGGCCGCGGCAGGAGUUUCCGUUGCUUUCGGAGCCCCAAUAGGCGGUGUUUUAUUUAGCUUAGAAGAGGUCAGCUAUUAUUUUCCAUUAAAAACUUUAUGGCGAUCGUUCUUUUGUGCUUUGAUAGCUGCUUUCGUCCUACGUUCCAUAAAUCCAUUUGGAAAUGAACAUUCAGUAUUGUUUUAUGUAGAAUAUAAUAAACCUUGGAUAUUCUUUGAAUUGAUUCCUUUUGUUAUGCUCGGCAUAAUUGGGGGAGUAAUAGCAACAUUAUUCAUCAAAGCAAAUUUAUUUUGGUGUCGAUAUCGUAAAACUUCCAAAUUGGGACAAUAUCCCGUUACUGAAGUGUUAAUUGUAACAGUAGUGACAGCAGUAAUCGGAUAUCCUAAUCCAUAUACAAGGAUGAACACCAGUCAACUUAUUUACUUAUUGUUUAGUCAAUGUGGGGUAUCAAAUGCGGAUAUGUUAUGCGAUUAUAACAGAAAUUUCACUGCUGUGAAAUCUGCAAUUGAGAUUGCUGCAGCUGGCCCAGGAGUCUACAAAGCUAUAUGGUUACUCGUGUUGGCGCUUAUAUUAAAACUUAUUAUGACAAUAUUCACGUUUGGCAUGAAAGUUCCUUGUGGCUUGUUUAUUCCUUCCCUCUGUCUGGGAGCAAUAAUGGGUCGUAUUGUAGGAAUAGGAAUGGAACAACUUGCUUAUAAUUAUCCUCACAUAUGGAUGUUCAGUGAAGAGUGUUCCAUGGGUGUUGACUGUAUAACACCUGGAUUAUAUGCAAUGGUUGGGGCUGCUGCUGUUCUCGGAGGCGUAACCAGAAUGACCGUUUCUUUAGUUGUUAUUAUGUUUGAAUUAACGGGCGGUGUACGGUAUAUUGUACCUUUAAUGGCUGCAGCUAUGGCGAGUAAAUGGGUCGGCGAUGCUCUUGGGAAACAAGGCAUCUAUGACGCUCAUAUUGGUUUAAAUGGAUAUCCAUUCCUGGAUAGCAAGGAUGAAUUUCAACAUACAACUUUGGCAGCAGAUGUUAUGCAACCCAAGCGAAACGAAGCUCUUCACGUUCUUACUCAAGAUUCAAUGACAGUUGAAGAUGUAGAGAACUUGCUUAAAGAAACUGAACAUAAUGGUUUUCCUGUAAUAGUUUCUAAGGAAUCUCAAUAUCUUGUUGGUUUUGUUUUACGACGAGAUCUCAAUCUUGCUAUUGCUAAUGCUAAAAGGAUGAUUGAAGAUAUUAGCAGGCAGUCAUUAGUUGUCUUUACUAAUGGAAACAAUAUUCAGAACCAUUCGCCACCACCCUUAAAAUUAAAAAAAAUAUUAGAUAUGGCCCCGAUCACCAUUACAGACCAAACUCCCAUGGAAACUGUAGUUGAUAUGUUCCGAAAACUGGGAUUACGUCAAACUCUAGUUACACAUAAUGGGCGACUACUAGGUGUAAUUACAAAGAAAGACGUUCUGAGGCACGUGAAGCAGCUCGACAAUGAGGAUCCAAAUUCUGUUUUAUUUAAUUAAACUUUGCUGCUGCGAAUAGCCAAUUUGAGAUUAUCAAUUCGAUUAGCAUUAGCUUAAAAAGAAUGAAAAACAUAUAUACAGAGAUAAUUUAUAUGAAUUUAA